AUGAAAUCUUCUACUUCCAGUUCAACAAUUUUAAAAAAGUCACCCCGGGAAAAUCAUAAUGGUAACAAUACAAUCAAUACUUGGAAGAAUUUAAAUGAUUUAAUUUCAACUUAUCAAGAUUCAAAUACAUUACCAACUAUUUUAUCGCCUAAUUUACCUUCACGAUUUGAAAAUGUCUUGAAACAAAAUAAUUUAAAAGCUCCAAAAUCAACAUAUCCAAAUGAUGAAGAUAUACGACGAAAUAAGAAAUCUAAAUUUAAAGAUGAUGAAGAAAUUCCAUUAUCUAUGUUAUCACCUACAUUACCUGCACAAUUUGAGGAACAACAACUGCAACAAAGAUCAACAUCAACUCCAAAACCAAGUACUCCGUCAUCUUUCACUAAUAAAAGUAAUAAAGUUGGAACUUUUAAAUGGAUAAACAAAGUUUAUGACCCAGUAAAGCCUAAAUUUUUAAUGAGAAUUAAUUUUAAUAAUAGACUAAAGUAUAAAAAUAAAUUUACAAGAGAAACUACACCUUCAAAAUUGACGGGAUUCAAAAUUGAUACUGAAAAACUGGUUGAAAAGGUGGAGAAAGAUUCAAAAAAUUCGAACGAAGUGGAACAAUUACAAAACAAUUUUAAGUCUCAGAAAGAGGUAUAUGAAAAGGAAAUAGAUGAUAGAAAGAAGGAGUGUGAAAAGUUAAAUCUUGAGAAGGAAGCGAUAGUUAGAAAAUUAAAUCUUGAAAAAGAGGCAAUAGUUGAAGAAAAAGACAAUAGUAUGAAGAUUUUGGAGAAGACUUUGAAAGAGCUUCAGGAAGCUCAUAAGAAAAGUAUUGCAUCAGUUAAAGAAUUAGAAGAACUCUUGGAAAAAGAACGUAAUAAAGAAAAAGUUAAUAAAGAGAAACCAAGUACAAAAGAAUCUAAUAAUGAAGAUGAACAAAGAAAACGAAACCAAUUAAAACAAUUGACUCAAGAUAUUAUAAUGAGAGAAGGUCUGCAGCCACCAGUUGAGGAAAAAAUUCUAAUUGACAAUUUUCAAGAUGAUUCAAUGCUGAAGAAUCUAACACAACAACAAAGGGAAGAGAUUAAAAACAAUUUAAUUAACAAGAAGAAUCAUUAUUUACAAUUAUCUAAAACUAUGACAAGUAGGUAUCAAAAUUCAUCAGAUGAAUUUCUCAAAAUCAUUAUGCAAGUUGAUUGUAUAUUAGUCAAAAUUAUAAGUUUUGAUUAUGAUGAAAGAUCUAAAGUAGUUUCUCGGGUAUUACCUAGUGAAAGAUCAUGGAGGCAAUUAGAUAUUGAAAUUGAAGAGUUGAUUAAAAAGAUAGAUAAGAUUAAUCCCAAUUUUAGCAAUAUCAAAUUUGACCUUCUCAAGAUAGUUCAUUGUAUUUUAUAUCAAGCGAGAGCUAUUAUAAUGAAAAGGAUUAAUAACAUAUUAUCAACAGUUAUUGAAUCAUAUAUUUCAAGGAAUGAAAAGACAAAAGAAAACAAUUUAAAUAUUAAAAUCAUUGAAUUACAACAACAAUUAAUUUUAAAUAAUAAAUUAAUAAUUGAAAAUUUUAUGAACUCAAAACCAAAUUAUUUGAACUCAAUCAUACCUUUAAAAUUCUCAUAUACGUGGUAUAACAAAUCAUUAAAUUUGACCAAAACCCAACAAGAUUAUAAUUUAAAUAAUUAUCAUAAAAAUUUGAAACCUCCACAAUUAUACUAUUUACCGUUUGGAGAUUAUACAAAUAUAAACGAAUUGAAUGGAUUCUUAUACAAUAUUUUAAAAGAAUUUAUAGAGAUUUAUAACAAAAUUUAUCAAAAUCAACCAAUUAAAUAUAAUUUGCAGAGUAAUAGUUAA
Molecule: messenger RNA, 1821 nt
Organism: Insectozyma verbasci
Lineage: Eukaryota; Fungi; Ascomycota; Pichiomycetes; Serinales; Debaryomycetaceae
Source: the annotation of a GenBank genome assembly